AUGGCUGCACGCCGCUCUUUGCUCUCCUGCUUCCCGAAGGGAAGCCGAGCUCAACAGUCCAGCUCCUCCUUCCUCGACACCUUUGCGCAACAACAAUCGCGUUACCGAACCACCAACUCGACCUCGGCGCUCGCCUAUAAAGCACUGCACCGUCGCUCGCCUCUGCCCCUUCCUGUCAACGAUGCCUCCCCGUCGUACGGUGCUGCGGCAGCCGUGAGCUCUAUCCUCUACGAAACUCCCCAGAUUUCGCAGGCCCCAGCCAAGAAGCACAUCCUCAAUUGCCUUGUUCAAAAUGAGCCUGGUGUGUUGUCGCGCGUUUCCGGUAUUCUGGCUGCCCGUGGCUUCAAUAUCGACUCGCUCGUUGUCUGCAAUACCGAAGUUCAGGAUCUUUCGCGCAUGACCAUCGUGCUACAAGGUCUCGAUGGAGUCGUUGAACAGGCUCGGCGACAGCUCGAAGAUUUGGUACCUGUUUGGGCUGUUCUGGACUACACCUCUGCUGCGCUUGUGCAGCGUGAGUUACUGCUCGCCAAGGUUUCGAUUCUAGGCCCCGAGGUUUAUGAGGAGCUCAUGGAGCAUCACCGCGAGAUGACCAGUCCAAGCGAGCAACCGUCUGAAGAGGCAGAUCAGGCUGAGGAAAAUGCGGAGAAGAGGCUUCAAGAGCUAGAGGAGAAUCAAUCGAAAAAGGAAAAUAGUCUCGUACAGCAAGCGAAGGAGAUGUUGGGACGUGCAGAAACGUAUCAUCCGAACAGGCUAGCGGCUAGCCAGGCGUUGAGGCACAAGCACGAGCAUCUGGAGGCAAUUACACACCUGGCGCACCAGUUUGGCGGCAAGGUAUUGGAUAUUAGCACCAACAACUGCAUUGUGGAGGUGUCCGCCAAACCCUCGAGGAUCGACUCGUUCAUGAAGCUCAUUGCUCCCUUCGGUAUCCUUGAGUCGACAAGAACCGGCCUCAUGGCGCUGCCUCGCUCUCCCCUGUAUUCGCCUGCCGAAGAGCUUCUACGGGAGGCUGACGAGAUUGUUGAUGUCAGCACUCUGCCUCCUGGCUAG
Molecule: messenger RNA, 1047 nt
Organism: Cyphellophora europaea CBS 101466
Lineage: Eukaryota; Fungi; Ascomycota; Eurotiomycetes; Chaetothyriales; Cyphellophoraceae
Product: acetolactate synthase, small subunit
Exons: 2
Coding region: 1-1047 (348 amino acids)
Biological process (GO): branched-chain amino acid biosynthetic process
Cellular component (GO): mitochondrial nucleoid; acetolactate synthase complex
Molecular function (GO): acetolactate synthase regulator activity
Source: RefSeq, a predicted model, not a curated record